AUGGCAUCCCCAUCUUCAGUCAGUACUCGUCUCGAGGAAAACGAGUCGGACUGGCAAUAUGGACUUCGCUCAGCAAAGCGCCGAAGAAGGGCUUCUACCGCGGGGGCCUCAAGACCUUCACCCCGCGAAAUUGGAUUCAUGAGAGAACCUCAAAGCGAAGGCUCCGCCAGCUUUCUUGGCAGCUCCAGUGGAAUUCAUUUCAUCCGGCACGUCUACAACGCCUUUGCUCGGCGAUCGGCAGACCUGCAGCAGAAUCGAACUCGCGAUAAGAGCUCUGUCCCCGGCGAAGAUGACCGGUUACGACGAGGAGGCGAAAGCGCCCACGAAGUUGACGCCUUUUGGCUACCAGAGGAAUUGAACUUUGCUCCAACUGCCUUGUUCACUUUCGAGGACCUUGUCAAUUGGACGCGUCGAUAUUUCGAGAAUUGGCAUCCCUGUUUUCCGUGUCUUCAUGCGCCGACUGUUUUGCAAGCUAUGGAAAGACUUGCCCGUCAAGGGCCUGAGGCUAUUAGCCGCUUGGAUCUGAUCAUCAUCCGUUCUCUAAUCUCGAUUUCGCUCGGGGAUGAACGCCAAGCGAAAUCCACUGUAUCGGAGAAAGAGCCAAUUCCUGCAGUACUUGUCUUUCAAAAUGUUCAGCAUGUUAUGCAAGAAAUUCAAAGCCUGCUUGCAGAGCCAACAACCCUUCCCCUGCUUCAAGCAGCUUUUACGGCCCAGUUGGCUCUCACUUCACUUUUGCGGCUGAAUGCAGCCUCUCGUGUAGGAGGUGUCAUCACUCGCACGGCUUUCCAUUUGGGCCUGCACCGUUGCCCGGGUCGGUUUUCUUGUUUUAGCAACGAGGAAAUUGGCAUCCGAAGGCGCCUAUUCUGGUCUAUCUAUUCCCUGGAAAGAUAUCUCUCUCAGGCCCUCGGCAUUCCUCUUGGCAUACGAGACGAUGAUAUCGAUGUGUGCUAUCCAGACGCUGAAAGACAUGUCACGCCAAACCCUACAACACCUAAUGAUCCACGCCUACGUCUGCUCUGUCAUCUUGCCAAGUUUGCCAGGAUACGAGGUCUGAUACUGGAGCUUCGCAACAAAUCUAUCCUGCAUAGCCAUGCCGGCGCACUGGAAGCUUCCCAUGUCAACGGUGAACUUUCCCAGUGGUGGAACGAAGUCUACGACGAUGUCAAUCCGAUCGAGGAUUCUGCAGACCCCGAAUCAGAAGCAAGCGCCACGCUAACGCCGUAUCAUCGGUUAUUGUUGAUGAUCCUCAGACAUGAGGCAAUCAUUGCGAUGAAUCGGCCCCUACUUGCUGCAGAGAAGCCCAACCCUGAUUACAAACAUGCUCUGCAAACAUGUAUUGCUUCGUCCCGAUCCUUGCUAGCUGCAUUGAGGAAGUAUAUGUCUUCUGAAUCAUAUGUACCACUCACCUGGCCAUCGUUCACCUGGACGACAUGGAUGGCCUGUCUCAUCUUGAUGUACGCCUCGUGGGAGGGUGAAUUACCCGUCUCCACGGCAUUGAAGUACGCUAAAAUGGCUGUGCAUGUUUUGGAAAAUCUUGCAUUGCGUGGUAGUAGCUGGCCAGAAACGUGCAUUGAGGCAAUCAAGAGCAUGGAAUCGGCUCUGUCAACGAACAUACCCGGCAACAAUCCACAGGCGAUCCCUGCUGGCCCUCCCGGUUCAGCAGGAGGCGCAAAUAUCAAUCAGGUUUCCCAAGAGAGGAGUACUCCAACUGGUGAAAAUGGCCUCCUUGAUCGAAAUCAGAGGCGCCUUUCGAGUCGAGUAAACCCCACGUCGGUCCCGUAUGAUCAUUAUGAUUCGACCAUCUUUUCCACACCCAGGAAUCCUGGAAAUGAUAUCAACGACCCUUCAAAUGAUGAGCAAAUGCUAAAUGCGCAAAAUUCGGCUGGUCUGAUCUUUGGAAAUUUGGUCAACAAUACUGCACCCUUCUAUCCCGGGAUCGCAGGCCAGGACCCAUUACCUUUUUCAGACCCAUCCUCGCUGUUCAUGAAUGAUUUAUGGAGUGUGGCUGAUGGUCCGUGGAUGAUUCAUGGGAACUUUCUGUAA
This is a messenger RNA of Penicillium cataractarum, 2043 nucleotides long. Its product is annotated as CeGAL family transcription factor. The transcript has a single exon. Lineage: Eukaryota; Fungi; Ascomycota; Eurotiomycetes; Eurotiales; Aspergillaceae. The record is from RefSeq and is a predicted model, not a curated record. The coding region runs from base 1 to 2043 and encodes 680 amino acids. Gene Ontology annotation, biological process: DNA-templated transcription. Gene Ontology annotation, molecular function: DNA binding; zinc ion binding.